AUGGACAGGGAGAACUACUUAAAGCUAGAGAAAGCCAUAAGAAAAGGAGAGCAUCUCGAAAGCUUGUCUGUUCUUAGAACCAUCUUAGACAGGGUUGUUGGGGAUAUCUCGGAGACAUGUCCUAAGGAGGACCUGGAGCUUCUAUCCAAGUCCAUCCAGCAUCAGAGACUUGUUUAUGAAAAGGCUGUUUCUUUGUACGAGGGAAUGCAGGUUGAGAACAUGGAGGAAGACGUACUGAUAAGAUGUCUUGAAGACUUCAACCGGUCUCUGCAAGAGUACUAUGCACUCCCGGGGAAUUCAAAGCCCCAGGACUCCGAAGAAGAGAAGGACAAAUUAUAA
Molecule: messenger RNA, 339 nt
Organism: Encephalitozoon intestinalis ATCC 50506
Lineage: Eukaryota; Fungi; Microsporidia; Unikaryonidae
Exons: 1
Coding region: 1-339 (112 amino acids)
Source: RefSeq, a predicted model, not a curated record